CUCAUCCUUUUACAAUCAUUUCUAACGUAAAGUAUGACUGGCCGUGUUUCAAGGUGCUUGGCUCUCCUGGUUGUCUCCGUGAAUCUGGCCAAUGGUGAUAAACUUUUGUCUUCCAUUGGAAAUGGCGGAUCCCGACGAUUCGUCUUCACUCCCCUUCGAAACGAUGAGCUUCCUUGUGUGGCUGAAAACCUUCGUCAAUCCCAUCGUUAUAUUUGCGACGACGAGGCCAACGUGAUUUGUCUCUCUGGAUGGAAGGAAGACCCAGAUUGGUCCAAAAGAGAUUUACGGAAUCCGUGUCCAAUUCCGAUUUGUGAUUAUCACGGAGACACUUGUCAACACGGUCAAUGUGUCCGACCAGAUGUUUGCGCUUGUGAAGUGGGAUGGCAAGGUCAUCUUUGCGAUACCUGCAUUCCUCUGCCUGGUUGUGUGCACGGAUCUUGCAAUGCCACAUUUGAGUGCAAUUGUGAUCUCAAUGAUCAAGGAGCGCCAAUGUGGGAAGGUGCUUUUUGCGAUCAACCUGCUUGCCCGGAUUGUCAUCCAGACCACGGAUUUUGCUUCGAACCAUUUGAAUGCCAAUGUCAUGAAGGAUGGCAAGGGCCAGAUUGUCAAGAGUGUGUGAAAUUGCCAGGAUGUUUUCAUGGCUCUUGUGAAGAUGGCAAACCCCAUUCUUGUCAAUGUGAUGAAGGUUGGACAAGCCAUCUCUGCGAUCAGCCUCAAUGCGGUGACGGUUGCCACCACAAGAACGGAUUUUGCAUCGAGCCUGACACUUGUAUUUGUAAGGCCGGAUGGCAAGGAUCAGAUUGCUCCGAGUGUGUUCCUUAAUGGAUGUGCCCUGAAAAUGGCUAUUGUUAUGAGCCCAACCAAUGUAUUUGUAAUUCCACCGUGGCUGACGAAGAUCGCUUUGAUAUCUGCAACCGGGAAAAAAUCAAUGGUCCAAUGUACAAAGAGCAACAGGGAGAAUGCUCCUUGAAAUGCACCGAGUUUACCGCUUAUGAAUUGCCCAUGGGACCCCCAAUUGGCAUAAGGGCUACUGAAUGUUCAUGGGGUCAAACUGAAGGGCUCUGCACUCCCAAACAAAGUGAUUGCUUUGGUAGCCAAGAAUGGGAAUUUGACGACAGUCUUGGAACGAAGGAAUUGAACAAUGAGAGCUGCACUUACGGUGAAGCAUUUGAAUCCAUCACGAUGCCAACAUCAUCAUCAUCAACCCAAAUAACAGCAUCCCAAACAACAAACACAACAAUUCCUUGAGCAACGACAGUCCAACAACAACACUCCCAACAGCGUUAAGAGUGACCCAAAGUCCAACACUACCAACGACAUCACCCCCAACCAUCACCACCACUGAUGACCAUAGACACCGAAAAUUACGAUUCUAUGGAGCCUAAUCAAGCGGACCAUCGAAAAUGAAUAAUGACCAAAAUUUACCAUUCAUUAUAAUAUAUAUCCUUACUUUCAUUA
Messenger RNA from Tigriopus californicus, 1458 nucleotides. RefSeq names its product delta-like protein C. Gene Ontology annotation, cellular component: neuron projection. Gene Ontology annotation, molecular function: protein heterodimerization activity; cell adhesion molecule binding; protein homodimerization activity. The transcript has 8 exons. The coding region runs from base 34 to 822 and encodes 262 amino acids. Gene Ontology annotation, biological process: neuron development; heterophilic cell-cell adhesion. Lineage: Eukaryota; Metazoa; Arthropoda; Copepoda; Harpacticoida; Harpacticidae. The record is from RefSeq and is a predicted model, not a curated record.